AUGAAAACAAUUUUUGGUGAGAAAAUCUUCAGCGUCGAUAAGCCGAAUUCAAACAUCGAAGAAUGGAAACUGCACUCGAUAGAAAAUAGGAGGUCGUCAAAAUCUUUUUCGAUGCAGCACAGAUCGAGGAAGAUGGUCUCGGACUCUCGGCGUCUGAAAGAAAAACGACGAUGGUCCGUGGACAGGUCGGCUGGUCUCGCUCCCAACUCCGUUCUUACAUCUAGCGUGAACAAAAUUCAUUUCAAACAGCUUUUGGGAGCCGGAGGAUUUGGCUCCGUCUAUUUGGGAACGGCUUCUGGUCAAAUAGUCGCUGUCAAGCAGUUUCACAAGAACGUUAAAAAUGCCAGAGCAAAAGAGGAAAGUUUUUUAGCGGAAUGUAGAGCAGCUCAGUUGAAACAUCCAAACAUUGUUGAAGUUUUAGCGGCAUCUCCUUCACAAAGUUUACUAUGUCCUCCCCAAAAGACGAUCAUGGGAUGCCUCAGUCCAAUACCUCAGUCUCCAUUUCUUAAUGGAUUGUCAAAGGACUCAUUCCUGCUUCUGAAUAGUUCCCAACCUACUGAACAGAACUCGUUAAUCAUUAUGGAAUAUGCUGGGAAGAAAAACUUGCUGACUGUUAUCAACGAUCCUUAUGAAAAGAUUUCUUUUAACAGGAAAAUAAGAUUCUGCCAGGACAUAAUCAGUGCAAUAACGUACAUUCACGAUUCUGGAAUAAUGCAUCUGGAUCUGAAGCCAUCAAACGUGAUAGUGACAUCAGACGAUCGCUGCAAACUGGGAGACUUUGGAUGUUGUGAGCCAGUUCAGUACCAAGAUAAAACAUCAAACCGCAAGCGGACGAGCUCCCUCGCAGGAACCGUAGCUUACACUGCACCAGAACUCUUCAAAGGCAAAUUGCCGACUCCAAAAGCCGACAUCUAUUCAUUCGCAAUAACAAUGUGGCAACUGACGAGUCGAAAGAUUCCGUACCACGGCAGAGAUCAGCAUGAGAUCAUUUUCAAGGUUGUCUCUUCAAAUCUACGACCCGACUAUAUUGAUGAGGUUCAAUGCCACAGCACCUCCAAUUACGAAGACACCGAAUUCAAAAUGUUGUACGAGAGAGCUUGGAGUGCUGACCCUGACCUUCGACCGACUGCACGAGAGGUCAAAAGUCUCCUCGAUCAGAUGACUUGUUCAUGCUGA
Molecule: messenger RNA, 1176 nt
Organism: Helobdella robusta
Lineage: Eukaryota; Metazoa; Annelida; Clitellata; Rhynchobdellida; Glossiphoniidae
Exons: 2
Coding region: 1-1176 (391 amino acids)
Biological process (GO): protein phosphorylation
Molecular function (GO): protein kinase activity; ATP binding
Source: RefSeq, a predicted model, not a curated record